Helicoverpa armigera (cotton bollworm) is the source of this 1032-nucleotide messenger RNA. RefSeq names its product 3-oxoacyl-[acyl-carrier-protein] reductase FabG-like. The record is from RefSeq and is a predicted model, not a curated record. Lineage: Eukaryota; Metazoa; Arthropoda; Insecta; Lepidoptera; Noctuidae. The transcript has a single exon. Bases 76 to 837 code for a protein of 253 amino acids.
AGUCCACUAAUAUUCGAAUCACGAGACUGAGAUCGACAGUCGGCCGGCAGCCACCAUCACACACGGUACCGCGGAAUGGAUUUUACCGGUAAAGUCGUUAUCGUCACCGGUGCGAGUUCCGGCAUUGGCGCAGCCACCGCCAAGCUGUUUGCACAACAUGGAGCUACACUCGCGAUCGUAGGCAGAAACGAGGCGAGAUUACACAGCGUAGGAAACCAGUGUGAAGCUGCCAAAGGAACACCGCCCCUAUGUCUCCUCUACGACCUGACUGUCGACCAAAAUUGUGAAGAACUCGUCGAAAAGACCCUACAAGCGUUCAAACAGAUCGAUGUUCUUGUCAACUGCGCUGGAAAAAUAAGCGUUACUUCACUGUUUGAUACCACAAUGGAGAAUUUUGAUGAUCUGGUUGCUAUAAAUCUUCGGGCACCUUACAAAAUGACUCAACUGUGUACGCCACAUUUAAGGAAGACUAAAGGGAAUAUUGUCAAUGUCUUCGGAGCUCCUACGGCAGUCAAACCUGGAUUCAUGCACUUUGGCAUGUGUAAAGAUGCCAUGCAGAGGUUCACGAAAGCAGGUGCUUGGGAGUUAGUCGUCGAGGGCAUAAGAAUGAAUGCAGUGCGUCCAGGGUUGACAAGAACUAAUAUUUUGGGCAACUUAAACGUCCAGGAAACUGAUAUGGAUCAAGCUUAUGAGAAACUUGCCAAGACUGUGCCUAGCAAUGUGAUCAUUGAGCCUGAAGAGGUAGCUAGAAUGAUUCUGUUUGCUGCAAGUGAUAUUGCCCCAAACAUGACCGGUGCUAAUUUAGUAGUUGAUGGAGCUGCAUCGGGCAACAUAUAGUGAGCGUGUGAUAAAAAUAAAAUCAAACAUGACAAAAUUACCGUGACCCAUAGUGUGAUUUAUGUUGAAAACAAUUUAAAUUUUGUCGCUGACAACGUAAAUACCACUGGAUUUCAUUGGGAAAUAUAACAAUAAUAUGGUAAGCCAUAUGUUAUCACAAUAAAACUCACUGGAGUAAAAUCUCAUAUUUUGUAA